CUAAGCCAUACCAUACUCAAGUAAAGCACCCAACGCACCAGCCCAAAAUGCCCAGUAUCAAAUUCUUCUACUCCCCAGACGCCUGCUCCAUCAUCCCACACAUUCUCCUCCAUGAAACAAAGACCACUUUUGAAGCCAUCCGAAUCGAAAUGGAAGGAACCGAUCUCAGCUUCCCCGAGAGCUUCCGCAAAAUCAACCCUAAAAGCCGCGUCCCUGUAAUCGCCCUCGACAACGAGGUCAUCACGGAAGUCCCGGCCGUCUCAACGAUUAUCUCUAGCCUGGCACCGGAAGCACACCUCCUGGGCCGAACCCCGAUCGAGACGGCCCGGGUUCAUGAAUGGAUGAAUUAUGUAGCUGGAACAGUGCAUGCGGGGGGGAUUAGCCAUGUCUUCCGGCCGGGGCGGUGGACUGUUUCGACAGAGGAGAAAGACUUGGAGAUGAUUAAGAGGAGAGGAUUGGAGAUUUUGUGGAAUUGUUUUCCGUUGAUUGAGGAGAGGUUAAUUGGGGAGUAUGCCGUUGGGGAGGACUUUACUGCUGCUGAUGCGUUCUUGUAUUUUGCUUAUCGGUGGGGGGUCAUAGCAGAGAUUGACAUGCAGGCGUAUGCCAAAUUUACGCAGUUAGCGCGAAGAGUUGAGGGAAGGGAGACGGUGCAGACAGUGCUGAGGAGCGAGAGGAUUCAUUCUAUCUUUUGACUCAUAUAGGAUUUAUUUGUCAAAAUUCCUGUGCAUAUCUUUUCCUGCGCGCUCUUUGUCGAUGACAUGACAUCCACUUCGUUGCUCCUCUUAUAUCUCCAGUCACAAGUUCCUUAUUAGAAGGUUUAACCAUAGAAUUGCAGGCAAAGAAUAC
This is a messenger RNA of Aspergillus pseudonomiae, 846 nucleotides long. Its product is annotated as glutathione S-transferase family protein. The record is from RefSeq and is a predicted model, not a curated record. NCBI's taxonomy places the organism in Eukaryota, Fungi, Ascomycota, Eurotiomycetes, Eurotiales, Aspergillaceae. The transcript has a single exon. Bases 48 to 692 code for a protein of 214 amino acids.